Messenger RNA from Hyla sarda, 3358 nucleotides. It is a transcript of the gene AMER3, whose product is annotated as APC membrane recruitment protein 3. Gene Ontology annotation, biological process: regulation of canonical Wnt signaling pathway. Gene Ontology annotation, cellular component: plasma membrane. The transcript is spliced from 3 exons. The record is from RefSeq and is a predicted model, not a curated record. The coding region runs from base 31 to 2760 and encodes 909 amino acids. Gene Ontology annotation, molecular function: phosphatidylinositol-4,5-bisphosphate binding; beta-catenin binding. Lineage: Eukaryota; Metazoa; Chordata; Amphibia; Anura; Hylidae.
UCAGACUCUUCCAGAAAUACAUUUUUCAACAUGGAACUAAUUCGUGGCAAGACCUUUAUAAAAAGUUAUGCUCACCACCCACCAGAAAAGGUACCAACUGUUGUAUACAAAGGAAAAAAGAAUGUAGAGUUUGGAAAGAAUUUCAAUGACUGUGAUAUUCGUGGCAAGACCUUUAUAAAGAAUUACACUCAAAACCCUCCAGAAAAAGUACCAACAUUUGAAAACAAAGAAAAAAAGAAUGUACAACCUGAAAAGAGCCUUAAUGAAUGUGACAGCAAAAAGAAUGCUGCGCUGACACACAGAAUGUCUAAUGGAAUUUUUCCAAAGGAAGAUGAUAAUGUCCGCGGUCCAAGGUUUAUAAGAAAAAGUAAAACACAUGACUGUGUUAUAAGAAACGACAAGCCAGAGAAAAUGACUUCUCAAUCACCACAAGGUCAAAUAACAAAUAGUCUUAGUUCCCCAGGCCUUGUGGAUGCUCAAGGUGGAAAAAGAAAUGAAAUAGAGGCCACCAAACAAGCAUCAUGUAAACAAAACAUAAUAGACUAUAGAAACUUUGUGCCUCAGAUGCCUUUUGUACCGUCUGUUGCAAAAUCACUGCCAAGAAAAAGAAUUUCUCUUCGAAAGUCCAAGAAAAGUUUAAAGAACAUAUUUAAUUUAAGGAAGAAUAAGCAACAAGAUAUAAUAUCAGAAGAUGAGAGCCAACCAAUAGUGUUUAAGAUGAAACAAACUAAAACAGGUGAAAAACAACAUCAACUAUCUAUCGGUGAGAUGGCUUCGGAUGAGUUCCUUCUUUACAAUUGCUCAGACUGUGACAUGUACAUAGAUUCUGUGGAUUCAUUGAAGGCAUUGUGUGAAGAUGUUGCGUCUCUAAAAAGUUUUGACUCUCUUACUGGUUGUGGAGAAAUCUUUGCAGAUGAAAGUGCCUCUUUUAUUGAUAUUGAAAACAGCCGAGUAACAUUUAUAUCUAAGACAAGUUCUAUAGCUACAAGCUUUCAAGGAGGAGUAGAGCGCCUUGCCUCCCCUGCCAAAUCUGAGUCUAUUGACUUCUCUAGACUUUGUAGUCAGAAAAAUUCAUCUGCAAGAAGUCUAUAUACAAAUGUACUUCCUGAAACCAAGAUGUUGCCGGUUUGUCAAGACAUAAAUGAAGUAGAAACUAAUAGCAGCUUCUCAAGAGAUCAAGUCUCCAACUUAUCCUUCAGUGAUCUAACAUCUUCUAAUGAGAAUAUCCACGAUGCUGAAUCUCCAAUGUCCACCAGUGAUGAGGGGUAUUAUGACUCAUAUUCUCCAGGAUUGGAAGAAGACAAAAAUGUGGUUGGCAACGGUAGACCAUUUCCAAGGGACAGUUAUAGUGGAGAUGCCCUUUAUGAGUUAAUUUCUGAUACAUGUGAAAAGAAGCCCUGGCCUAGUCAGGACUGUGACUUGCCUGCAGCUGGUCAUAGUAAUGAUAAUCCUACCUCCAUAUACAGCUUUUGUGUGGGAUCUGAGGAAAAUAUGACUUCUCAACCAGUAUUAGGAUUUGAUGGAGAAGAUAGUAAUGAGACCACAUUGAAAGGAAGAGAAUGUUUAUUAAAACUGUGUGAAACUGAGCUGUCUUUAACUAUUGGAAUGGUUAAUUGGUUAAAAAAGACAGGACAAAUAACAGAAACUGAUCUUAGUGAUCAAAAUGUCACUUGUAAACCUAAGGAACCUAAGGACAUGAAGGAUGGGGCAAGCAACAAAGUUGAAGAAACUGUGGAGAUGUUUAAAGACAGCAAAGAAGAGAAAUAUUCCCAUUGGGAGUUUGUUAGAACAGAACAUACUGAGCAUGUCAAUAGCAUGAAGAUGGCAACAAAUAAAGACUCUGUAACCAGCACAUUGGCUGAAGUACCCAAAUCUACAACAGAUUCAGAUGAGAGGGACAGUGAAAAUAACUCUCCAUCCAUAACCCAGUUGGUCUUGUAUGACCUGUCACCAAAGCAAAAUAUUUUAAAUAACAUUAUUAAAUAUAAAAAACAAUUGGAAUAUUCCAAACCAUAUGCCAAUGCAUUAGCUCCAAUGGUUUUACUGAAAAAGUCUGAUGUCAGGGAUGGCUCUCUUUUUGUAAAUCAUCUAGAUUCCUUGCAGCCCGUGGAUUUUCAAUGUCUUAUAUACGCUAUUUAUAAAAAUAAUAGCUGGUUAGCAGACUUUCUGGAGAAGUGCACUGCCAACAUUCCACCACUGCAAGUAUUUUUUGGCAACGAGUGGGUAUUUCAUUGUACACGACCUUAUGAAAUUGGUCAAAAUAUCAAGAACAUGGUAGAAAAUCCUAGGCCUUUUCAACACAUUUUAGGUUGCACAACUGAUAACAGAGUAAAUAAGAAAAACCUGAUAACAUAUACCAAUGAAUCACAACAGACAAACUCCAUAUGUAGGAAAAGAAUAGACCAUGAUCAACAAUGCAUAAUAAAAACAUCAAGGCUGCUUCCAAAGGACACUCAAGACUCCAAGGAUAUGAGUAAACCUGGAUUCCUACCUCUUUUUAAAUCAACCUGUUCAUCAGUCAUCUCUCGUUGUUCAUCAGUAUUAUACAAAGUUCACAACUCUGAAGAUGCAAUAAUAUUUAUUAAUACAAGAAAGUACAACCCGUUACCUAAUAGUACUGAAGAGCUUACACAAGAUUCAACAGCGUCAUCGCUAGACUACUCUAAAUACACAGAGGAUGGUUUUCUGUCUAUCACUUCUACAUCAUUUACUAGGGAAAAUGGAUUAUUAAUAACCAAAAACAAGAAGUGGAGUAUUUGAAAACCCUCAAGCAGAGAAGCCAACCUCUGUGGGAUGUACAUAUUUCAUGAUUAUGCUGAGUGAUUCUGCGGUGCAAAAAAUAUUAUAAGUGUACCUGUCGUCAACAAAAUCUUUUUAAAUAAUGUAGAUAAUAUUAUUAAAUGUAUAUUUGUGAUAUACAUUGGUUAAAAAAAUGUGUAUAUUUCUUGGUGAAAAAAUACUGAGGGACAUUUAUCAAUGUUUGCUUAUGUAUUCUUUUUGUUUAGUAAUUUUUUCCUUACUUUUUUUUUUGCUUAUGUGUGACUUAUUUAUCAACUGCUUUCAGCCUGUUGAUAAUUUUCUUUCACGUAAGCAAUUUUUCCUUUUUUACUUUGGUAGUAUCUUUUUCUGCUCCAUGUUUGAGCUGGAGUAAAUGUAGUCAAUUUUUAACCCUGUUGUGACUUUCUUUUGCGCAGUUGCGACAAAAAUGUUGCACGAAAAAUUGCGUAGUCGCAGUUGCGACAAUUUUGCGACAAUUAUAGUAAAGAAAACCUGACUAAACCCGUUGAUAAAUGUCCAUAACUGUCCCUGCAGUUAUUGCCUGUGUGUCUCUAUGAGGAGACCAAAUACAGGAAGUAAG